Molecule: messenger RNA, 2601 nt
Organism: Orcinus orca (killer whale)
Lineage: Eukaryota; Metazoa; Chordata; Mammalia; Artiodactyla; Delphinidae
Gene: RIMS4
Product: regulating synaptic membrane exocytosis 4
Exons: 6
Coding region: 263-1072 (269 amino acids)
Biological process (GO): regulation of synaptic plasticity; calcium ion-regulated exocytosis of neurotransmitter; positive regulation of synaptic transmission
Cellular component (GO): cytoskeleton of presynaptic active zone; presynaptic membrane
Molecular function (GO): small GTPase binding; transmembrane transporter binding
Source: RefSeq, a predicted model, not a curated record
GCUACCGCCACCGCCACCGCUACCGCCACCACCGUUACCGCCGCCGCCGGGAGCACAGCGCGCCUCGGGUCCGCGGGCCUCCAGCUCCCGGCCCGCUCUCCGGCCCAGCCGCGCCCGCCAGCUCCGCCGCGGAGCCCCGGCCCGGCCUCGGGCCGCCGCCACCACGCCGCGCGCCGUACUCCGCGUCAAGAAUGGGGCGGCCAAGCUGCCCAAGCCGGCCGCCGCCGCCGCCGCGGCCGAGGCGCCCGGCGCCGGUGCGGGCAUGGAGCGCUCGCAGAGCCGCCUCAGCCUGUCCGCUUCCUUCGAGGCGCUCGCCAUCUACUUCCCGUGCAUGAACUCCUUCGACGACGAGGACGCGGGGGACAGCCGGAGGUUGAAGGGGGCCAUCCAGAGGAGCACGGAGACGGGCCUGGCGGUGGAGAUGCCCAGCAGGACGCUGCGCCAGGCCAGCCACGAGUCCAUCGAGGACAGCAUGAACAGCUACGGCUCUGAGGGCAACCUUAACUAUGGGGGAGUUUGCCUGGCAUCGGACGCCCAGUUCAGUGACUUCCUGGGCAGCAUGGGGCCAGCACAGUUUGUGGGCCGCCAGACCCUGGCCACCACGCCGAUGGGGGAUGUGGAGAUCGGCUUGCAGGAGCGGAACGGUCAGCUUGAAGUGGACAUCAUCCAGGCUCGGGGACUGACGGCCAAGCCCGGCUCCAAGACACUGCCAGCGGCCUACAUCAAAGCCUACCUGCUAGAGAACGGCGUCUGCAUUGCCAAGAAGAAGACCAAAGUCGCUCGCAAGUCGCUGGACCCGCUGUAUAACCAGGUGCUGCUGUUUCCAGAGAGUCCCCAGGGCAAAGUCUUGCAGGUGAUCGUGUGGGGGAACUACGGGCGGAUGGAGCGGAAGCAGUUCAUGGGUGUGGCCCGCGUACUGCUGGAGGAGCUGGACUUGACCACCCUGGCCGUGGGCUGGUACAAGCUCUUCCCCACCUCCUCCAUGGUGGACCCAGCUACGGGCCCCCUGCUCCGGCAGGCAUCCCAGCUGUCCCUUGAGAGCACCGUGGGGCCCUGCGGCGAGCGAUCUUAGUGCCAGGGAGGGGGAGGGGCUCCCCAAGAUGGUCUGGAGACCGCCCAGCCCCGACCUGGGACCCCAGGCCCAGGGGCACAUUGAACAGAGGAGGAUGGGGUUCUCCCCCCACAGCGGGGAAGCAGAACGGGGAGACCUGCCCCCUCAGGGCCCCUCCUCACCCCUUCUUUUCCUCCUAUCCCCUGAGACCUUCCCUCUCCCGAUGGGAUUGGCUGCACUUUUGACUUGGCUGGUUCUUGACCUGGUGGAUGUGGCUGCAAUCCGGAGAAAGGAAAGACCGAGGUGGCAGAGCAAACCAUCCUCCUGCCCCAGACACUGUCCGACCGCUCCCCCUUUUUGCCUCCUUGGAAGCUCGCUGCCCGGAGCCAAGUCCAGAACCCAGCGGCCAUCUCCAUGGUGCCAAUUACCAGCAAGUGUCUUUCCUGCGGCACCGGGUUCAGGCAGCUACUCCUGCCCCAGAGCCUAUGGGGCAGCUUUGCAAGGAUCCGGAGCCAGCUCCGGGGGGCCCCAAGCCCCUGACUUGAAGAGGAGCUCAGGCCUCCCUCCACCUGCCCGUGGAAGGAGCUUUGCCGCAGCCUGUUCGAGUCUAUCUGUCUGUCCCCUGCCUGCCCCUCUUAUGGUGGCUCUAGGACUUGGGGUCCUUCAGGGACCAGAGGAUAGGAGGGGUGCCCUGGGCCUGGCAUAGACCCCCAGGGUACCUGCCUCUGUGGGAUUGCAACAACCUAGUUUGCAAACCGUUAGUGGACUGGACAGAACUCUUGUCGCCUGUGUUUUAGCAGAGGAGCUGUGGGACCCCGAUUUUUGAGAACCCCAGCUCCAGAGAGCUCACCGUCUCUGAAUUUUGGGGAUGUGGGAUUGGAGAGGGAGUCUGAGGAAAGCUGGGCUUGGGACUGGUGGUGCCCAGGCGAGGGUUUCCCAAGUAGGAGAAUCCCUCCUUGCUGGAUGAGGUCAAAGGUUAUCUUGUCUGGCCCUCUGCCUCCAGGCUAAGGGUCUGGGGAGGCAACAGAGCUCCCCAAUUUUAGUCUUUUUAAACAAACCAUCCUGUACUAAGGGCAGAACCCACUGCCCCGGCCUCAGUGACCUUGGCUCAAGGAGAGAAAGAGAGUGAGGAGAGGCAUGAGUGUGAGAAUUGGGAGGUUCCUUCUCGAGCAGGCCUGGGGCCCUCCCCGGGGCCUUCACAAGCCCUUUUGCAUGCUGGGGAGGACGCAGGCUGGCCCCCCUCUCUAGAAGCACAUUUCUGCCACCUUCGCCCAGCCGCCCACUCCCCAUACCCCCCUCAUUACCCAGUCCUGCUGUGUAGGGCAUAGUCCUGGUUAGCCGGGUAGGGUUAGUGUGCCAGGCCCUGUGCCUGCUCUUAGCUCACAUAGAGUCCUUACAGAGUCCCCAGACGGGGCGAGAGGAGAUGGAGUGCAUUCCAGGAGACGGCCUUUCCCUCCUCGAUGGCCUGGCCUGGGCCUCGAUCUGGAGCCUGGUUCACACGGGAGGCCGCCCCCCAGCCCCCGCUGCCCCCCUUCCCCCUCCCCUCCCCU